GUGAAGGCCAGGGUCCUUAGAAGUUGCCCUUUACCCUCUUGCCAAUGGUCGUUGUUGUUGAAGUUAGAGCUAAGAAAGUCGGCCCUGUGCCCAGGCGAGAACAGCGUAAAAAUAUUGAUGAAAUGGCUGGCUUCCUCAGGUCGGUGCCUGACAUCAAGUGUGACUCGGAUAAAGGUGGUUGUUGCGUAUCGGGUGACUACAGCGCUGUUGUGUCGGCUCUGAAGGGCACCCGCGAAUACAUGAACUCGAAGAACCCAGGUGAGGGCGAUUUCCAGGAUAGUUUCGAGAUAAUCGCCCGAUCAACGGACGGUACACAAGAAAUGAAAGAUGCCCUUGAGGCGUUCAUCACUCCAACCUAUGGCGAAUCCCCGCCUAGUCAGCUCAAAGAGCUCAGCCGACGUGGAAGGUCGUCUUCGUCGGAUGGCAUCGUACAAGUGAUGCCCGACAUCCCCGAGCGUAAACGUGUAUUCAGUUAUGACGGUUCGCAUGAGCAGAAGGAGUUCUACGAGGAGUGGCAUACUCAGUAUUAGUAGUAUUAUCAAUUGAUGUAACAUGGAUUUCAUAUACCGAUUUCAUCGAUUAUCUUCCCGGAUUUUCUCCUCGAAAAAGAACCAUCUUGCGCGAUCAUCGGACAGCCAACUUUUGAUUAUCUGGACUCUUUUCGAGACU
Molecule: messenger RNA, 669 nt
Organism: Perkinsus marinus ATCC 50983
Lineage: Eukaryota; Perkinsozoa; Perkinsida; Perkinsidae
Exons: 5
Coding region: 45-530 (161 amino acids)
Source: RefSeq, a predicted model, not a curated record